Messenger RNA from Hordeum vulgare subsp. vulgare (domesticated barley), 856 nucleotides. RefSeq lists its product as uncharacterized. Gene Ontology annotation, molecular function: enzyme inhibitor activity. The transcript has a single exon. Lineage: Eukaryota; Viridiplantae; Streptophyta; Magnoliopsida; Poales; Poaceae. The coding region runs from base 170 to 712 and encodes 180 amino acids. The record is from RefSeq and is a predicted model, not a curated record.
UUAGUUGCCUUAUCAUUAAGAGGAUCCAUUUAUAAGCAAAAUACAGCCACCUACAGAAGAUUUGAUCUCGUAUUUAUUCCCUUUGCCUACAAGAUGUACAAGCCAGUGCACGAGCCGAAGCCAGCAAAAACUCAAUCCUAAGUUCCUAACCAAGCUAAGAGCGCACACCAUGGCAGCCAGGCUCCUCCUCCCCUUGCUCAUCAUCCUUCUCGUUGGCUCCCACGGGGCGUUUGCCUCCGUGGAGGAGACGUGCGCGAAGGCGAUGGAGGGAUCUGAGCGCAAGAACCUCAAGUCCUUCUGCGUGACGACGCUCCAGGCGGCGCCGGGGAGCGCCUCCGCGGACGCGAAAGGGCUGGCCGUGAUCGCCACGAACCUGACGCUGGCCAAUUACACGGCGGCGGUGGCCACAAUCAAAGAGCUGCAACGGCGCGGGGGCUGGUCGGACAAGCAGCAGGCCGCGCUGGGCACGUGCCGCCGCCGGUACAUCGAAGCGCUCAACGUGGUGCACAGCGCCGUCCACUCGCUUGCCACCGGGCGGAAGCAGGCGUACGUGGCCGAGAUGGGCGCCGUUAGGAGGUCCGCCACCGACUGCGCCGACGCGUUCGGCGGUGGCGCCCCAGCGGCGAAAGGGGAGGAGGCGCCUCUGCGCAAGCUGAACGACAACGCGGAAAACCUGACCACAAUGGCCAUGUUGAUCGUGAUCACGCUGUAGCGGGCACAUGGUACGUAGAUCUUGCCGUACGUGAUCAGCGUCAGGCGGACCAGUCGUAACUGAAUGUGUGAUUUGACUUGUUUGUGCCGUAAAAUUCAUGUUUGCUUGCUAUCUUGGGAUUUUCUUAGCUCAUACAUAUGUUUU